Pomacea canaliculata is the source of this 5052-nucleotide messenger RNA. RefSeq lists its product as uncharacterized. Bases 373 to 1596 code for a protein of 407 amino acids. NCBI's taxonomy places the organism in Eukaryota, Metazoa, Mollusca, Gastropoda, Architaenioglossa, Ampullariidae. The transcript is spliced from 9 exons. The record is from RefSeq and is a predicted model, not a curated record.
GUGAACUUUGCUAUUUAGUAUUUCAUUGCGCAAAAUCCUAACUUUACUCUAAGAAAAAGAUAUUUUCUUUGGAAUUUGUAUGAAAAAUAAAUUAGUGAAUUCUUUACUGUGUCAAAGUUUCUUUACUGUUUCAAAAUUGUUUACUUUCUAAUCAACUUCUCAGAAGUUUGUGAAAAAGUUGGGGUUUUUUUCCCCCUCCUCAUAGCGCACUGCGAUGACGGAUCUACACGUACAGUUGGAUUUAUUGUGACGCAUAAGUGAUCGCUUUUCGUCUGUGGUGUUUCUGAUGCUCAGGAUAUGUACUUCUACCUUGUGUGAAAUAUAACAUAGGGGCAAGGGGAUCAGCAGAGAUUUUGUGAAGCUUCAUUUGAAAUGGAACAAGGAUACACCAUUAUGUCUAAGAACUCGAAUGUCGGUGAUGCAUUUCCCAGCGCAUUAUCCUUUUCUACAGUAAGUUAUGCCAAUGAUUAUUUGACCACUACCAGAAGACCUUUGGCUUCGCUACCACCAGUUCCUGAAUGUUCUACAAACGCUAAUGCCAUAGACCACACUGGUGAAUCAUUUACCCGCAUUGACUCAGGCUUUGAGUCUGCACCACCAAGUCCACCUUCAAGAGAAGUUGCAGCAGCGGUUAACAGAACUUCAUCAACAUAUGAGUACAUCAAUCCCAGAGACCUAUACUUGCACCCACUUCCAGUUAGAAGGUGUUCAGGACACUGUGAAGGAGAAAGCAAUUCCUCAGCAAGAACAACAGCAACAGUUACAACUAUUACCAACUCUUCCUUUCCGAACACAGAUUCUGACUUGGAUGAUGCAGUACACUUUCAAAGGAGUGCAAGACAAAUAUCUAACCAGAUGUAUCAAUGUCUACAAAGAGCAGACACUCAAAGGUUCCCAAAACAGUCUCAUUGCAUAUACCGGAUGACUCUGGAGAAGCAGGUGCGCUGCCUGUGGCUUGCUUUGGUCAUUCUCAUUGUCAUCACUGUUCUGGUUCUUGUUCUGUCUGCAUACACCCUCUUUGGGGCAAUUGCUGAUAUUCAGAUUCACCUCCAUAACAAGGAUAAACAGAUCCAAAGCAUGGAAUCAGAGUAUUUAACACUGUCAAAUAAGAUCGGCUUCAUGAAAUAUGUACGUAGUGGUAAUGAAUCGUACUUGCCAGACACUGAGUGGGCAGCACUGUACGUGAAGGAAGCACAGUCCUACCUUGGCACGAAUCUUAGCAGUUUUACUUUAGAGCUUCAAAACAUGAACAUAAGCUUACAGACACAGCUUCAGGAGAUUAUCCACAUUGCUGGACCCCAGGGCCCACCAGGAGCAGGCAACCUGAGCAUGUGCACUUACCAGAACUUUACAGGCAGCGUGGGAAUGGGUGGUGGGAGUUCAUAUACAUCCUAUGUGCCAUCUCUUGAAACAUUAGAGGACAAAAUAGUGAUGUCAGUAGCUUGUGACGUACAAGGAGGCACACAGCAGUCUGUGGAGACAAAUGUUCUUUCUGCAAACAAGUUCCAGUAUCGCUGUAAAUGUGAUGGAACAACACCAUCUGCAACUCAUCGGCUGUGUAUUAUCCAUUACUUGCUGUGCCCUCGCUUGUCAUAAGUUUUGGGGAUUGAAGAGCGUGUUGGCCAGUAUUUCUGUUGUUUUCUUUUCUGCAUGAGUGUUUAUGUCCACAAAAUGCUAUUUUUAAAAGAGAAGAAAACUAUCCUUUUAUGGCAGGAAUAACAACUUCUUGAGGAAGUAAUGGCCCUCAGCUAUUAUUUUUGUUGUCAGAGCAUCAUUUCUUGAGGUAUCUAGUCUAAAAAAGAGUCAUUUUUAAAACAAUUGUUGUUGUCAAUAUUAAUAUGUCAAUAUUAAUAUUUUAAAAAUACUCAAAGCAACUCAGGCUUUUUCUAAUGAUCUGAGUUAAUUUGGUUUUGUUGUACUUGGGUUGUGAUCUAAAUCCGAGGUUGACAAAUAUGCCGUCUAUAUGUUGAUUGUAUCACCAAAUAAAUGUUAUUGCAUAUGGGGAGGUAUGUACAGUAUUUGAUGACCAAUGUUUUUUAUCUAAACUGAUUAAAUUAAAGAUCCUAUAGCAUGAUUGAGGAAGAAGCAGUGUCUAAAGACAAAGCAUGUAGAAGGCAGACCAUAACCUUUGGUUUUCUUUUCAUUUUACCCUCCCUCGAAAAAAUUGGACCUAUUAUUACACAUUAGUGGAAGAAAGGAGUUUUUAUAUUUACUUUUUUGUUUUAACCUUGCAUGGUGAUUUUAAUACACAUUUAUCAUAUACUCUGUAUAGCCAGAUGUGGCAUUUAGAUAGAUAAGACUAUUUGUCCUAGAGCAGUGGUUCUCAAAGUGUGGUCCGCGGACCACUAGUGGUCUGCGAGCAUAAGUCAGGUGGUCCGUGGCUGACAGUCGUGAUAUGUCAGCAAAGUGUUGUUUAAAGUGAUGCAUUCCUUGCAUUAACAUUUUAAUUAGAAAGAACGAGGUGCGUAGUUUUAUGUAAACUGAUUACUAUACUACAGUCACAGAAGUACAUUUAGUUUUGAAUUGUAAUUAAACAAAUGCGGCAAUUUAAAUUUGAAAUUCAUAGUACAGAGUGAUUCUUAGGCCUUGGUGGUCCGCCAUAUUUUUUACUUAAGUAAAGUGGUCCGCGGUCCGAAAUACUUUGAGAACCACUGUCCUAGAGGGUAAUUAAAUGCAGCUGUAUGUAAGCACAACAACAAAUCAACCAUACCACAACACAUUCAUAUACGUUUAGACUCUCGUGCAAUCAUGGUUAAGCUUACAUAUGAUCUAUAUUCAUUUGCACACAGUAGUGUUCAGAAGUUGCACGUCUAAAACAACAAAGGACAGCCUCAAUGUGUUGGUCCUACAUACUUGAACAAAGUGCAGAUCAGCACUGGAAAUAGUAUCCAAGGCUGUAUGCAUUAAACAGAAGACUUGUUUGUGAUACUGCUGAAGAAAUGGAACAAAAUUCAAAGGGCUCUUUACCCACUUCCUUUACAUGUACAUAAGAUUGAUGGUGGUUCCUCUGAAAACAGAACAGAGGAAGUAGGAGUGAAGGAAUUUAAUGUAUAACUGAUGAAAGGAAAACUGUUGGGAAAUCAGCAAAAUAAUGAUGCAUAUAAAAUGACAUUUUCUUGAGGGGAAUGGUUAUGAAUACGCUGGUCUUUGUUUUUGUAUAAAAUGUGCUUGGUGUCGCAUUUGAACUGAAAUAAUUAUUGCUUUUUGUACCAAAGAAUCUGUUGCCAGUUAUUGCUAUAUUGUUUAUUCUUACCAUUAGAUACACUGCCUUUUGUCGUAUCAAGAAAGCUUGUUUUUGAAAUUGGUUAUUUUUGUUGUGUGUUUUGAUGGAAGUUUAUUUUGCAAUAUUACUGUGUUAGCUGAUAGUGUUUCAAACAGUGGAUUCUCUGAGUAUCAGGAGUUUUUUGUGUGUUCAGUAGAGUAGAUUGUUACCAUUCCUGUUGUCACAUCACUUGCAUGUCAGGGUCCUCCAUUGCCUCUGGCAACACAAAUGGGGCUUUAUUUAAGAGAACAGCGUUUUCAAUACUGAGACAAUACUGGUAUAAAUCUGGAAAAAUUCAGAUGUGAGCAUUCUACUUGCACCAGAUAAAGUAUUUUGAAAUAUUACAUGCUCCUUUUGAUGAUGCAUAUACUAAAACAAUACUAUACAUUCCGGGUUGUCUGCUUUUUGCCCAACAGUUAGUGUCUGUCGCCAAUACAGUGAGGGUUGGCUUUCCUGAGCUCAGCUCUCAUCUCAGGCACACUGUUCUUUCUCUGCAUGUGGCAUCUGUUUACAGGGCUGGCUGUUGUGAUAUAGCCUUAGUUGCUGGCUCUGUAUAAAACACCAAGACCCCUCCCUCCUGCUUACUUCCAGUUGACAUCAUUUAUUUUCAUUUUGAAAAGGCAAGUACCUGCUUUCAAACGUGAAAUGAUUUUGGGGUUAGAUGCCAGCAGGAGACAUCAUUAUAAACUAGCUGCCAUUACUCCAGACAUUUUAUGCUUGAGCUUUUAAAACAAAAGAGAAAUUAUAUUUUAUUCAACUUUAUGUGUUUGCUUGAAGUAUUGUUGGCCUUUUUUGAAAAGUGAUAAUUACAGCUGUCUUCUUUUGUGCUGUUAUGCACCCACCAGUUUGAUGCAUUCCACGGUUCCUUGGUAUUCUCCACGUAUCUUGCUAAUGUCUGUGGAGUUUUAUAUAAUGUUUAUGCUAGUCAGAUCUUAAGAUAAUAACGGGAUUAGCUAAUCAACUAUCUGCUCUAAUAUAAUUUUUUCUUUUUAUGGAUUCCUCCUUAAUAGAGGAAGCAUGCUGAAGUACUUUUCAUUGCUGUAUAAAAAGUUUUCGUGUGUCCGCUAUUCAUGUUGCUAAGGGUAGAAUGGAUGGCAUACAAACCCAGAGGUAUGCUUACCUGCAUGAUGCAGCGUGCUUUCCCCAGUUGACCCAGCUGUGGAGUUGGGUCCCUGAAUCUGUAGAUGGAUGAAGGAGGAGCAGUGAGGGAGAAAAGACUGCCCUCACAAAUGCUGGCCUUGAGGUAAGGUUUCCAUUCCCUCACUUCCCUACAUCCACAGGGUCACAGAACUUUAUUUUUAACUGUUGCUGGAUCUUGUCAUGAUCAUGAUUUUGUGUGUGUGUGCAUCCGUCUUGUAUACUGAAGUUAAGUAAUCCACAUUUAAUGUCUUUUGAAAAUGUGUUUCAUGUUUAUUUUAGGUCUUCAUGUUUGUUAAUGUAUCUGUGCUUGGUACUUGAUAAUAUAUGUACUCUCAAAAUUUCUGAACAAAAAAGUUAAGAUAUUACAAAGACUUAUGCAGCAAAACCCAUGCUGGACUUUCCUUAAGUACAUUCCUAUCUCUGUUAGUGGUACAGAUUUCCGUCUUCAAAUUUUAUGCAGGCAGGAAGGUUUAUUUGUUAUAUGGUGCUGUUAAAGUUUUUUAAAUGUAUAUACAGUAUGGGCAAUACAGUGUAUAUAGUGAAUUUUUAACUAGGGUUUUUUUUUCAGCCAUGCAAUAAUAUUUCUAAAUGCGUUUCUAAUUUUGGACAUGUCUUAAUAGAAUUUGUAAUAAACGACAUUGUAUGCUAUA